Messenger RNA from Aspergillus calidoustus, 2966 nucleotides. The record is from the annotation of a GenBank genome assembly. NCBI's taxonomy places the organism in Eukaryota, Fungi, Ascomycota, Eurotiomycetes, Eurotiales, Aspergillaceae.
GUCGCUCAUUGAGGACAUUUUCCGCCAAGUACUUCUUAUAAUCAGCGCCCGCCAUUGAGAUCAACAGGAAUUCAACUUUGUCAGUCGUUCAACAAUAAUUCUGUUUGCGAUCGAGCUCCAAGAAACAUGGUGAUCGGCGACGCGUCGGGGGCCUCCGCCGAACCACUUUACGCGUAUCAGUCAGCUGCAGGUUCGGUCUUGGCAUCUCAAUCCGUCUCUUCCUGCUGCUCAAAAAGUUGCCUCACUCACGGACGAAGAAGACGCAGGCUGGAGCACCGAUCGCUGCCUCGGCCCAUCAUUUUGAGGGUUAAUAGUGCUCCGAUCCGGCACGUCUUGAAACGCAAACACCCAUGGAGCCGGCGUUCGAUCUCCCCGAUUCCACGGACUGGCUCGACACGCCAUUGAAGCUGCUCGCGCCGCUCGAGUCCUCGCUGCGAUGUCAAGUCUGCAAAGACUUUUUCGAUAACCCCGUUAUUACAUCCUGCAGUCAUACAUUCUGCUCGCUGUGUAUCCGGAGGUGUCUAAGUUCAGAGGGAAAAUGUCCGACGUGUCGGAGUUCGGACCAGGAAUUAAAGUUGCGGCGGAACUGGGCUGUUCAGGAGCUUGUUGAAGCUUUUACAAAUGCGAGACCGAGUGUGCUGGACCUGGCCAAGAGGGCCACGAAGAGUGGGGGUAUUGCUGCUGGGAUUGAGGGGGCAGAUACUGAGGAGCCUGUUACUAAGAAGCGCAAACUCGAGGACGAGGUCAAUGGAACAGAGACGAAGUCCGAUGAAGGUGUGCGCACUCGGUCACAAAGUCGGGGGAUGUCGCGGUCGGCGCAGCCUGCUGCCAUAGAGAUCAUUGACGACAUUGAAGAUGAGGAGUAUAUUCCAGAUGACGGGCUGGUCCCGUGCCCUAUCUGUCAACGGAGAAUGAAGAACGAGGCCGUGUUCCGACAUCUUGACUCAUGCACAGGCAAGCAGGGCGGUUCAACUGAACCAAAACCGGCAGCUUUCGGCUCUUUAUCGACCGUUCCACGCAGACCAUUCCAAGAUGCUACCCAAAAACCGCCUGAAAGACUCCCAGCCAUCAAUUACUCGCUAUUAAAGGAGACAGUGCUGCGCAAGAAACUGAAAGAUCUCGGUAUACCGCACUCGGGCCCACGAGCCCUGAUGCAAAGGCGGCAUACCGAGUGGAUGAAUCUAUGGAAUGCAAAUUGUGACUCCAAAGCGCCGAAGCCGAAAAGCCAAUUGUUGCGUGAACUUGACGUCUGGGAGCGCACGCAAGGUGGAAGCUCGUCGACCCCAACUGACACAACAAGCACUGUCAUGCGCAAGGACUUUGAUUCAGCUGGAUGGUCGGCGAGCUAUGAUACCGACUUUAAGCAACUAAUUGCAAAUGCGCGAAAGAAGAGCGAUGCUGUCGUCCGCUCGACAAUACCUAGUGCAUCACCAGUUGCCUCGAAUGAGCCGCAAAGCUCCCCAGUCGUAGAAGCGUCGGGGAAGGUGCCAAUGCCCGAAGCCCCAGCCAGUCCAGCAGCCCCGGUUUUGAAUGCGAACCCACCUAAUGGUGUCGUCCUUGCAUCGACCCCUAUGGAGAGUGCGCCCCUCGAAUGGAUUCCUGGAGUACAACAGAACCCAGAGGACCCUGAUCUCUAACAACAACUGGUGACUAGCUGUCGUUAUCGAAGAAUAUCUUUGAAGCCGUUCGGUGACGAUAGAUGUUCCAGAAGAUAUAUCCCGCGUGAAGUUCUGUUCAUAGUGAGCGUAAGCUCAAGCAUUUUCCUCUACUGACAUCCGCGAAAGUUUCUCGAUACUUUCUUCCAAAGCGGAGCCGACGUUCUGGUCAAGCGGUGCUUUUCGUAUAGCUCCUUUGGUCUCCAAACCGAGGUUGUCGAGUUCGGCGAGCUGCUUGCGGGUCUUCUCUGCCUCCUCCUCUUCCUUCGCUGCACGUUCCAACGACUCCAACUCCUGAAGCUCAUCAUCGAUUUCAGUGUCAUCGAUCUGAGGACCAGCUUCUCCCAUGAUGUUACCGAUCUCAUCCACUUUGGACAUCUCCUCGUGCAGCUCCUCAACCACAUCCUCGACCUUGGACACAUCUCCGACCUGGGCAUUGAGACCUCGAAGGACGCCGGUACUCGCUUGCAUGACCUUGACAUACUCAACCUGGUCUUGCGCUUGUUCGAUCUUGAGAUAAACCUGUUCCAGCUGUGCCAGAGUAUCAAGUCGCUGCUGCAGAUUAUGCUCCGCGAGCUUCUUAGACCGCACUGCAGCGAGAGCUGAAACACGAUUCUUAUUGUUUAAGGCGGCCUUCGCUGUUGUGUUAAGCUCGGCAAUCUUUUUCUCCAGACCCUCAACCUGUUUCGACAUUGUCGUUGUCAGAGACCGAAUGGAGGCAAUCGUCGUGUCUUGCUGGGUAAUCUCCUUUGGGGAGUCAUUUGUGGGACGGAAUCUGAUCGUCUAUGACCUAAUCAGCUCAUAUCCAUAUCCGAAGAAUAAGUUGUUACUUACCUUGCCAUCAUACGCAAUGGCUCCCUUAUCACGGGAUAGAUAUAGCAAUAGAACAUCAAAAUCAGCAUUAGACAGCUCACUUUCCUCAUCUAGAAUCGUCGCGAAGCUCUCCACAAAGCCCUCUUUCGUAUAAAUCAAGUCCGUCCUCGACGGAUUCGAACCCAUAACUCGCCUCACCACCUUAUCCGCAGCCUCCUAAACAAGUAUCAGCAACCCUCAAGAACGUUACUCACCCAGCGCAUGUCAGCACAUACCUGAAGAUUCUCCACCAACACCAAUUCCUGCGCCUGUAGCUUCCCGCCGUCUGACACAGCUCCAACCACAAUGCCGCGUAUUUGCUUCAGGCCCCAGACCAUGACAUUCCAGGGACUCAGCGCCGUUGUAUCUAUAAGACCCCAUUGUGGCUUCCGCAAACUUGUCCCGCUAGCCUUGAACAACUGAAGAGGAACCAUGACGCGAUUCCAGACAGCAUCCUCC